This is a messenger RNA of Penicillium daleae, 1758 nucleotides long. RefSeq names its product Zn(II)2Cys6 transcription factor. The coding region runs from base 1 to 1758 and encodes 585 amino acids. The record is from RefSeq and is a predicted model, not a curated record. NCBI's taxonomy places the organism in Eukaryota, Fungi, Ascomycota, Eurotiomycetes, Eurotiales, Aspergillaceae. Gene Ontology annotation, molecular function: zinc ion binding; DNA binding; DNA-binding transcription factor activity, RNA polymerase II-specific. The transcript has 4 exons. Gene Ontology annotation, biological process: regulation of DNA-templated transcription; DNA-templated transcription. Gene Ontology annotation, cellular component: nucleus.
AUGCCACUACCAGACACUGAAUCAGACACACCGCCUGUGACACGCGGUCGCCAGCGUCCCGGGGCCGCAUGUGACGAGUGCCGACGGCGGAAGCUGCGGUGCGAUGGCCAGCAUCCUCAAUGCGGCGUGUGUCGUGACACGGGCGUAUUCUGUGAGGUCACCCAGCGUGGUGUCCGGGGCCCUAAGAAGGGGCACCUGAAGGCGCUGAAGAACCGCAUUGUGCACCUAGAGGCCAUGCUCGAGACCCGCUUGCAGCCCCAUGAGCGGUCGGAUCUGCUAGGUGAUUCCCGAAACAGCCAUGAUGAUGAUGGGCGAAAUGCAUCCCCCGGGUCGGAGUACGAGGCAUUUGUCUCAAACGGCUAUGGGCUGCCACUAGAUUCGAACCCAGCGGCUUUGUCGAGUAAUAACGCAUCCCCGUUCGCGUCUACGGCGCCUGCGCCUAGUCCACAUCUGUCUGAUAUCAUACAGGCUGAAUUGUAUACUGUCCCCUAUAUCCCAGAGUACCAGCUAUACUUGGACCGCGUGCAUCAGUCGAUCCCAAUCCUCCAUCAAAGACGGUACUUGUCAUGGUCCAAGUCCAGCAACAAGACGGCGUCCCAUCAAUGCCUCCAGUAUGCCAUGUGGACCCUGGCAUCGAUGCUGUCCGCUCAUUCCCGGCAUCUGGUUGAGCCGCUCUACCAGCAAACUAAGCAGAUGCUGGAAGAUCUGAGCGUCGAAGCCAACGAUAACAGCAGUUUUAACACUCUACUUGCCCAGGCAUGGGUCUUGGUCGUCACAUUUGAAUACAUGCGGACGUAUCAUCGUCAAGCGUGGAUGAGCGCCGGUCGUGCAUUCCGCUUGGUGCAGGCUAUGCGGUAUCAUGAGAUUGACAACCCCGUCGACAAGCGAGGCCCUUCCUCUCCGCAGUGUGGAGACUAUAUCGAGGUUGAGGAACGACGUCGAGUGUUCUGGAUGACCUAUUUCCUGGACCAUGUCAUUAGCAUGCGCGAUGACUGGCCGAUCACUUUAAAUGAACAUGUGAUUUGCACCCGACUUCCAGCUCCAGACGCCGGGUUUCAAAGUGGGAGCAACGAACUGGGGCCGUUCCUGUCAGAAGCCAUGACCGAACCCACCCUCAAAAUCCGCUCGUCAUUCAAUGAGUGUCUCAUCUUGGCCACUAUCUGUGGUCGCAGUCUUCUCCAAAACCAACGGUACCACAUCUCAAAGGCCUAUGGGGACAUGACCAUGAACUGGACGGAGCAACGGAGAUGGCUGGAUACCAUCCUCACGAAUCGACUCCAGGUUUUAUCACAGUGCUACCCAGCACCCACGGACUCUUACGAUCCCCUUCUCUUAUUCGCCAAUAUUCUCGGCCAAGCAACAGUAAUAUACUUCUGCAGGGCGAUGACUGACACGGCCGCGGGGCCAGAUGGUCCACUGAUUGGGAAUAAUCCCGAGUACAUCCAGUACCAAUAUCGGGCACUUGAGGCGUCCACCAACAUUAUCAGUCUCACUUCUACCCUACGCGAGCUACCAUUUUCGAGGAUUCAUCCAUUGACACCCAUUCCCGUCUUUCUUUGUGCCGAAUUCUUGUAUAACGAGAUGCACAAUGAAGCUUAUCAGCCCCGAUUGCAGGAGCUCUUUCAUGUCCUGCGCGAGCUAAAGAAUGUGAAUAACCCGGACCAGAGUUAUCUGGAUCUACUUCCACGGUCAUGCAUCUCCAAAACCUCUGAGCUGUUCAGUCAUAGUGUGGGGACAAGCAGUCCAAAUAGUGGAUAG